Molecule: messenger RNA, 1182 nt
Organism: Chrysochloris asiatica (Cape golden mole)
Lineage: Eukaryota; Metazoa; Chordata; Mammalia; Afrosoricida; Chrysochloridae
Gene: CYTH3
Product: cytohesin 3
Exons: 13
Coding region: 127-1182 (351 amino acids)
Biological process (GO): regulation of ARF protein signal transduction
Molecular function (GO): guanyl-nucleotide exchange factor activity
Source: RefSeq, a predicted model, not a curated record
GGUGGUGGUGGUGGUGUGCCUGAAGACCUGUCAUUAGAAGAGAGAGAAGAACUUCUAGACAUUCGUCGAAGGAAGAAGGAACUUAUCGAUGACAUUGAGCGGCUAAAAUACGAAAUUGCGGAGGUGAUGACAGAGAUCGACAAUCUGACGUCUGUAGAGGAGAGCAAAACUACGCAGAGGAACAAGCAGAUCGCCAUGGGGAGGAAGAAAUUCAACAUGGACCCCAAGAAGGGAAUUCAGUUCUUAAUCGAAAACGACUUGCUGCAGAGCUCCCCCGAGGAUGUCGCCCAGUUCCUUUAUAAAGGAGAGGGCCUGAACAAGACCGUCAUCGGGGACUACCUGGGCGAAAGGGAUGAUUUUAAUAUUAAAGUGCUUCAAGCUUUUGUUGAACUCCAUGAGUUUGCCGAUCUCAACCUCGUACAAGCCUUAAGGCAGUUCCUGUGGAGCUUUCGGCUUCCCGGGGAGGCUCAGAAAAUCGACCGCAUGAUGGAGGCCUUCGCUUCCCGCUACUGCCUUUGCAACCCUGGGGUCUUCCAGUCAACAGAUACCUGCUACGUGCUAUCAUUUGCCAUCAUCAUGCUCAACACCAGCCUCCACAACCACAAUGUGCGUGACAAACCCACGGCCGAGCGGUUCAUCAGCAUGAACCGUGGUAUCAACGAGGGAGGGGAUCUCCCCGAGGAGCUGCUGAGGAAUUUAUAUGAAAGUAUUAAGAAUGAGCCAUUUAAGAUCCCUGAGGAUGACGGGAACGACCUGACCCACACGUUCUUCAACCCUGACCGGGAAGGCUGGCUCCUGAAGCUGGGAGGUCGCGUGAAGACCUGGAAGCGGCGCUGGUUCAUCUUGACAGACAACUGCCUAUACUACUUCGAGUACACGACGGACAAGGAGCCCCGCGGAAUUAUCCCGCUGGAAAACCUCAGCAUCCGAGAGGUGGAAGACCCUCGGAAACCUAACUGUUUCGAGCUUUAUAACCCGAGCCACAAGGGCCAGGUGAUCAAAGCCUGCAAGACAGAAGCCGAUGGGCGUGUGGUAGAAGGGAACCACGUGGUGUACCGGAUCUCUGCCCCAAGCCCAGAGGAGAAGGAGGAGUGGAUCAAGUCCAUCAAAGCAAGUAUCAGUAGGGACCCUUUCUAUGACAUGUUGGCGACAAGGAAGAGGAGGAUUGCCAAUAAGAAGUAA